Messenger RNA from Emiliania huxleyi CCMP1516, 1465 nucleotides. RefSeq lists its product as hypothetical. The annotation marks the transcript as partial. Lineage: Eukaryota; Haptophyta; Isochrysidales; Noelaerhabdaceae. The record is from RefSeq and is a predicted model, not a curated record. The transcript has 14 exons.
CUCGAGUCUCGGGUGGGCAAGGCUGGCGCGAGGAGCUUGCAAGAGGCGGAGACGGCCGCAGCCGUCGCCAUGCAAGCCAAGUGGCGGGGGUACCGCGAGCGAGCGCGCUCCGCCCGACUGCUGUCUCUCUCCUCCUCCUCCUCCUCCUCCUCCCCCUGCUGCCUUGGCGUGCCGCUACCGGGCAAGGCGACGGCGCUCGCGGACGCGGCGCUCACCGCCGCCUCCGCCGCCCUCCCUUGCCUCGCCUCCCUCUCCUUCCACCCGCGCGCACGCGCGCUCGCUCUCGCGACGGCGAGGGAGCGCGAGGAGCGGGGCCACGUCACCGUGACGCUGCUGUCCGCGGAGGGGCUCAAGGCGGCGGACCGGGGCGGCACCUCGGACCCGUACGCGGUCCUCGACCUCGCGGCGAGCAAGCGUCGGUCAUCUGUUGUCAAGAAGAGCCUCGCGCCGGAGUGGGACGAGACUUUCUCGUGGAACGGGGUCCUCUUCGACCUGCUGCAGGACGGGCUCGUCGUCUCCCUCUUCGAUCGCGACAAGGCCUCCCGCGACGACUGCCUCCCGCCCCUCUCUCUCUGCCAGGCUCCGUCAAGCUACGCAUCCGCUGGCGCUCCGCAGCCGCCGAGUGGGCCGAGGCGAGGGAGGCGGCGCUGGCGGCGGCGCGGCCCCUCCCGGUCCCGGUGCCGCCCUCCUCGCUCUCGUCGCGAGGCGUGGUGUCGGUGCGGCUCUUCUCGGCGCAGGAGUUGCGCGGCGCGGACGCCGACGGUCUCUCCGACCCUUACGCAGAGGUGCGGCUCGGCAGCCGCGGUGCUGUCCGCUCGUCGAUCUGCUCGAGGACGCGCGACCCGGUCUGGGACGAGACCUUCUCCUUCGGCGGGGAGGUGGCGCAGCUGCUGGCCGAGCCGCUCGCCAUCUCCCUCUACGACAAGGACGCGUCACGACUCGACAGAGACGACUCGCUCGGCAAGGCGACUCUCGACCUCUCGCCCCUCCGCACGCAAUACGCGGCGGCGCUGACGGGCACCGUGCUCUACAAGCGAUCCCAGCCUCGGGGGCAGGUGCACGCCGUCGUCUCGUGGGUGAGCGGCGAGGAGCCCAGCGGCGACCAGGCGGGGCAGCAGCAGGCGGGGCAGCAGCAGCCGCCCUCUUCUGGGGGAGCGGCGCAGCCGCCGCCAGGGCUGCAGGGUCUCCGGCUGCCAGCUGUGAAACUGCCGCCGCGGCCGGCCAGGCUCUCGCUUGGCCGGGUGGGCCGGCGGCAGGCUGCGUCGAUACGUGGCCAGCAUGGCGCGAGCCCCGACGGGUCGGGCUACAGCCCGUCAGGGGGGUCCGACUUGGCUGUCUGAGAGGUGUCACAUUCCCUCGUGGCCGCGCCCCCGCUAAAUAAAUAAAUCCAACGGACACCUCUACUAGGAGAUGGGUAAAAAGAAACGGGUCCCCGCCCGUGCGAUCUUAAUGCUUGAUUUAAUGC